CGGAAGAUGCAGCAAAUAUACUUGGAGAAUCCAAGCUGAGUGAAGGAUGGAGCCGAAUGUAUUCAGGGCAGUAGAGAACAAAUUUCUCGAAGCGGCCUUGAGCUCCGCCGUAGCGCUUGCUUUGUAAACCUCGGCAGCUUGUAACUUGACGCGAGAUAAAUUGAUUGCUCUUGGCAGCAAGAAGCUGCGAGUUCUAUGAUGAAUUGUUGGUUUUCUUGUGCAGCUAAGGACACACCGAGUUCAGACUGGAACAAGUAUGAUGACAGGUUGAUGAAAGCAGCAGAAAGGGGCGAUGUGGAAAAGGUUUCAUCAAUCCUUGCCAAAAAAGGAGUCAACCCUACUAAACUGGAUGUGGAAGGGAGAUCUGCAUUCCAUGUUGUAGCAUCAAAGGGAAAUCUGGAUUGCUUGAAUACUAUUCUUAUUCAUGGCGUUGAUAUCACAGCCACCGAUGCUGCAGGUCGAAAUGCGUUGCACCUAGCUGCAAAAUAUGGACAUGCUUUAUGUUUGCAGAAGCUAUUGCAGUAUAAUUGUCCAACUGAAAAUGUGGAUCUUCAAGGAAGAACUGCUCUCCAUGAUGCAGCUAUGUCAGACUGUUCCUCCAGUAUACAGCUGCUCUGUGAUCAUGGGGCCUCUGUGAAUGCAAAGGAUGGAGAUGGGAGGACACCAUUAGUGCUGGCCACUCAGAUGUGUCGUCCUACAAUUUGUCAGCUUCUAAUAGACAGGGGAGCAGAGGUUAAUGCCAGAGACAAACAAAACAGGACUGCCUUAAUGUUAGGCUGUGAAUAUGGCUGCAGGGAUGCAGUAGAAGUUUUGCUCAAAAAUGAUGCGGAUGUUAGUUUGGCUGAUGGCCUUGGUCAUGACUGUGCUUACUAUGCCAGAAUUGGUGACAAUAUUGACAUUUUGGCUUUAAUAAAAGCUGCCGUUGAGGAUUCCAGCAAAGCAAGAGAUGUUAUGAAGAAAGGGCAACCUGAACAAAAGAUUACUAACGUGCCACAAAAAUGGAGUCGUCUGCAUGCACAGGAGGAGGCGGAUGUCAAAGUGUAUCGGAAAGAGCAUAAUGCUCAGGAACUGGAACUAGAAAAUCAAGACUUGAAAGAUCGAAUGAGAGAAGUGCAAGAGGAGCAAAGGAUGCUGUUGGAUAGAAUAAAUGGGCUACAGCUGCAGCUGAAUGAGGAGCAAAUGUUUGCAGAUGAUCUUGAAAAUGAGAAAGAUGAGUUGAAGAAAAUCCUAACAACCAAGGAAAAACAGCAGGAAGAAAGCUUAAGAACUAUUGAAGCUCUGAAAGCUAAGCUCAAAUAUUACGAAGUUGACUUUGUGGGGCCUGGAAGUAAUUUUGGAAAGGAAGAAUUACUACUUAAGCAAAGUCAAGUAUUUGCUGUGGAAUCACAGUCCAGGUCUAUGCUGAGACCUCUGGAGCUGUCCCUGCCUAAUCAAUCAUCCAAUUCAGAGAAGGAAACUUUAAAGAGAGAACUCGAGAAUAUGAGAAUGUGCUAUGGUGCAGCAAAAGAAGAAGUAAACAAACUGCAGAGAGAACUGUCUCACAAGGUAUCUGAAUGUAAAGCUUUGGCAUCAGAGUAUGAAAGAACCAAGGAGGAAUCUGAUGGACAGAUAAAACAACUGGAAGAUGCUUUAAAAGAUGUGCAGAAGAGAAUGUUUGACUCGGAAGGCAAAGUUAAGCAAAUGCAGACCCACUUUCUUGCCCUGAGAGAUCACCUGACUAAUGAAGCUGCUUCAGGAAGCAGUAAGCUAACAGAGGAGCUGAAGGAUCAGUUGAAAGAAAUGAAAACGAAGUACGAAGGAGCGUCUGCUGAAGUGUGUAAACUAAGGAACCAGAUUAAGCAGAAUGAAUUGUUAGUGGCAGAAUUUAAGAGAGAUGAAGGAAAGCUGGUAGAAGAGAAUAAAAGGUUGCAGAAGGAACUUGUUAAGUUGGAGAUGGAGCGAGAUAAAGGGGAAAGAAACGUGGUAGAGUUAGAAGAGCAGCUCAAAGAAACAGCAGAGAAGUUAGCCCACUCAGUAACUGCAGAGAAAUUUGAGAACAUGAAGAGUUUGUUAUCAAAUGAAGUGAAUGAGAAAGCAAAGAGGUUAGUAGAGUUGGAAGGGAAACAUGAAAAACUGUGGGCAGAGGUUUGCCUUUUAAAGAGGGAAUCUGAGAGUCAGAAAGCUGUACUUGCUCAUCAUGUAAAGCCAGAAGAACACGAACAAAUGAGGAGUGGAUUUGAGCAAAAAAAUGAGGAACUUGGGAAAACAAUUUCUGAAUUAUUACAGAAGAAUCGGACUCUGCGGGAGGAAGUUGAAAAAGUUCAAAUGGAUAACAAGAUGCUUAAGCAGCAAAUCCAAAUACUAAAAACUGAAAUUAAAAGCCAGAAUGUGCCUUUAAAAAUUCAUGAAGAAUUAAAGAAAACAAGUGAACUGACCGUUGGUGAUCUGACUAAAAAGCUUUCUGAAAUAACAAAGAAGUACAAUGAAAGCAAGGCAGAAACUGAAAAGUUGCUGGCAGAGAACAACAGCUUAAGUGAGAACUUAAGCCACUUCCAAGCUGUGUACCUGUCCCCAGAGCAGCACAAAAAAGAAGUAGAAGCUUUAAAAGCGGGUGGUAUUGAGCUUCAAAAACAGCUUGCUGAGCUUCAUAAAAAAUAUGAUGAUGAGCAAGCAAAAAUGUGCAAACUAGUGUCUGAAAACACAGUAAUAAGAGAAACUCUCAGGGAUCAGUAUGUGUUGGUUACAACACAUGAAGAGGUUAAAACAGUCUUGAAUAACACCCUAGAAAAGACUAAUACAGAGCUGUCAGAUCUGAAGGGAAAAACUGAAGAGAUAAAGCAAGAAUUCAUGAAGGUAAAUGAAGAAAAUGCAACUUUGAAAAACAAGGUUAAACUCUUGCAGAAUCAACUACAAACUGAGUAUAUAAGUUUAAAAGAUCAUGAGUCUGAAGUGAAUACUUUAAAUAAAAGCAUACAAGAACUUCAAGAAAAUAACAUUGAGAUUAUGACUGGAUAUAAAAGGGGUCAACAAGAAAUUUUGCAGUUACACGCAGAAAUUGAAGCCCAAAAGCAGGAACUUGACACAAUUCAAGAAUGCAUUAAGUCAAAAUAUGCUCCAGUUCUCUCCUUUAAAGAGAGAGAACAAAGCUUUGAAGCCACAGUGAAGGAAUUAAAAGAGCAGUUACUAGAACAAACACAAAGGUGCAGAGAAAGUGAGGAAGAAAGCAGGAAAUGUAAAGAAGAAAACGAAAAGCUCAAAAACGGUGUUUUGUCCAUCCAAAAUGACUUGCAACAGAACUACAUCCUUGCUGAGAAAUCACAUGAAUUGGAAAAAAUGUUCACAAACAAAAUGGAAGAGUUGAAUAAGCAAUUGAGAGAACUACUGCAGAAGUACACAGGCAAAAAAGAGGAGAAAGACAAGCUGCAGGAGAGUACAAAGCGGGCCCUAACUGUGCAGGCUCAUGUGGAGAGUCAGUAUCUUCCAGUAGAACAAUUUGAAACCUUGAAGAAGGCUCUUGGUAACACUAUAGAAGAUCUAAAGGAAGCUCUCAGAAAUAAGAAGGAAUGUUAUGACAAAGAGACACUAAAAGUAGGAGAAUUACAACGGGAAUUGUCAGAUCUAAAAAGUUCUUCGGUACCUUUGGCAGAGUAUAUGCAAAUGAAGGAAACGCUAGAACAAGAAAUUAUAGCAGUCAAAAAUAGCUUAAAAGAGAGGGAAAAGGAAAAUGGCAUUAAAAAUGAGGAAAUCUUGAAGCUGCAGUCUGAGAUUCAGCAUACUCAGCAAGCUCUAACAGAGCUGGAGAGCAAAGAAGUAAUUGACAUAUCAGAAUACAAAUCCAUGAAAAGUAAUCUGGAGGCCCAAAUUAAUAACAUGACUGAAAACUUGUUCAGUGUGAAUAAAAAGUAUGAGGAAGCACGUGAGGAGGCUUUGCAAGCUAAAAAGAAUGAGCUUUCUUUAAAAGAUGAAAAGGAAUUGCUUCAGUUACGAAGCUGCAGCAUUGAGCAAGAAAUUAAAGACCAGAAAGAAAGGUGUGAUAAAUCAUUAACAACAAUUAUUGACCUGCAGAAAAGAAUACAGGAAUCGGCAAAGCAGGUGGAAGCCAAGGAUAACAAGAUAACAGAACUGCUUAAUGAUGUAGAGCGAUUAAAACAAGCCCUUAAUGGCUUGUCUCAGCUCACAUACACUAGUGGGAUUCCCUCAAAAAGACAGAACCAGCAGGUUGAAAUGCUCCAGAACCAAGUGCAAAUGCUGCAACAACAGCUAGCUGAUGCUAAAAGGCAGCACCAAGAAGUAAUUUCAGUUUAUCGGACACAUCUUCUUAGUGCUGUACAGGGUCACAUGGAUGAAGAUGUCCAAGCUGCUUUACUACAGAUCAUUCAAAUGAGACAGGGACUUGUUUGCUGACAUGCUUAGUGCCAUUUCUCUUGAGGGCUGCUGCAGCUUGUAGGAGUGCUGUGAUUAUGGGAGUGAUAACCUUCAUGAGAUUUAUAUUAACAUAA
This is a messenger RNA of Rhea pennata, 4478 nucleotides long. RefSeq names its product uveal autoantigen with coiled-coil domains and ankyrin repeats (gene UACA). The transcript is spliced from 19 exons. Gene Ontology annotation, molecular function: protein binding. The record is from RefSeq and is a predicted model, not a curated record. NCBI's taxonomy places the organism in Eukaryota, Metazoa, Chordata, Aves, Rheiformes, Rheidae. Bases 196 to 4383 code for a protein of 1395 amino acids.